This is a messenger RNA of Plutella xylostella (diamondback moth), 1979 nucleotides long. The record is from RefSeq and is a predicted model, not a curated record. Lineage: Eukaryota; Metazoa; Arthropoda; Insecta; Lepidoptera; Plutellidae.
UGUGUUUACUUUUCAGUGAAGGUUAGCGAUCGCCGUCGCGCCGUCUAGGCAAAGGGCGGGCGGUAUACAGCCACCGUGUUCCCAGCCAGUAUUCGUGCAGCCGCCGAGCCAUUCGCGCCCCGACUGCCGGCAGUGAUGGGCGUGACGCGGGACCCCUCUCCGACCGAGCAUCUGCUCGAGCGCGCUCGCCGCCCGCACCUGUUGAUAGUGGACGACUCGCGGGAAACGCGCGCCAGCGAAGCUGUGUGGCAGCCCCCCGGCGAGUCGGGCGGCGUGCGCGGCAGCUCCGUGGACUACGUGGCCGCGCUGCUGCUGGCCGCGAUGGCCGCCGUGCUGCUGGCUGCCGUCGGCUACCAGUGCGCUGCCACGUGGAGGUGGAUUAUGGGCAGGACUCGCCGCGACAGUGAAGAGAGCAACUGCGACUCGCUGUCUCGCCAGGCCGCCAUCCGCAUCAGCCACUCGCUGCCCGACCUGCAGUCAGAGCCGCUGAAGCCCGAGUAUGUGCAGGAGCACAAGGACCCGGCUAAGAAGGUGCUCCGGCAGACGACGCUGCCGAUCGUGCCGACGCGCCACCAGACCUUCCAGCGACAGCUGUCCCACCGCCUCGACCUGCCCUCCAUCCAGUUCAGCAUCUGCAGCCUGGAGCGAGCCGACUCUUCUAUUGGACUUAUUAAGCCGGAGCUGUACAAGAACGAGCUGGUCCGCCAGUCGUCCACCGAUAGCGCGGAGCUGGAGUUCAACGGGAAGCUGCACUUCGCACUCAAGUACGACCAGGAGGUCGAGGCACUCGUGGUUAAGAUCUUCGAAGCGCGCGACCUGCCCAUCAAGGACGUGACCGGCAGCAGUGACCCCUACAUCAAGGUGUUCCUGCUCCCCGACCGACAGAAGAAGUUCCAGACCAAGGUGCACAGGAAGAACCUCAACCCAGUGUUCAAUGAGACCUUUUUGUUCAGCGUCCCCUACGAAGACAUCCGCGAGCGUUACCUCCAGUUCUCUGUCUACGACUUCGAUCGCUUCAGCCGGCACGACCUGAUAGGGCACGUGGUGCUGCGCGGGCUGCUGGAGUCAGCUGACCUGCACCAGGAGAUCGAGUAUACCAUGAACAUACUCGCGCCGCCGCAGGAAAAGAAAGACCUCGGUGAGCUGAUGCUAUCCCUCUGCUACCUACCGACGGCCGGCCGCCUCACCGCCACCGUCAUCAAGGGAAGGAACCUCAAAGCCAUGGACAUCAAUGGGUCUUCAGAUCCCUACGUGAAGAUCUGCCUCAUCUGCCAAGGCAAGAGGAUCAAGAAGAAGAAGACGACGGUCAAGAAGAACACCCUUAACCCGGUGUACAACGAGGCCCUGGUGUUCGACUUGCCUCAGGAGAACGUGCAUGACGUCACGCUGCUGGUCAAGGUCAUCGAUUAUGACAGGAUUGGUCCGAACGAGCUGAUUGGCUGCACGGCAAUAGGCUCCACCCUCAUCGGCGUCGGCCGCGAUCAUUGGCUGGAAAUGCUGGACAACCCGAGGAAACCAGUCGCGCAGUGGUACCCGCUAAAUAAGAGCCCGCCAACCAACGUGACCUUGCCAGCUAGCGACCAGCAGAACGCCGGCUUUAGCUGCUUGAAUGGCAGAUGAAGAGAUGGAAGAUAUCGAUAUCGAUAGAGUUUUAAUGGCAGUGACUGUAUGUCACAGUAAGAAAUGUUCCCACCCGAUCGGAAUUCUCGGGAUGCCAAAAUUAGAGUAGUCAUAAUGAAACAUAACGGUUGUAUGUCCAUUUUACUGUAGACGAUAUUAUAAGGAAGUUAUGAAUGUUAAGUGAUACGAAGGUGGGAGAGGAGAGUAGAGUACUAAAAUAUACAGUAGGCAUUAGAUGUUUCAACUUAGAAUUGUUGAAGUAGAAAAAGAAGAAUUUAUCCUUCAGUGUUAAAAGUAAACUUAGAAUGUAGAGCAUAAAAUUGUGUAUACUUCAUUUGGCAUAAAGAUAAAUUGUAUGA